GCAGACUCAGUCAAAUACGGCGUUCCCCAAAACUUUUAAAAGGUUUGUUCUGCACAUUCCGUUACCAUGAAGGUUUUGAUCCUAGUUGCUUUGGUUGCCGUGGCAACGGCUAAACCAGCUGAAAGCUCCAUUGAUCGUCUUGCCCGCUCUCUGGCCGAAGACGAGGUGAUGAAGAGGAAUAUCAUCAGUGACUUAGUUGCUGCCAUCUGUACCCCCGUCAUGGACUCCGUGAUCGGUCUAACAAAUGGCGGAUGUGCCCUUCUGUCCUCUUCUGCCGACAGCACCUGCACACAGCUUGCUGAACAGUACCUUGGCAGCUUCCUGAAAGGUCUAGUCAAGGGCCCUGUUGCAACCAUGUGCUCUAACUUGGCCCAAAUCGCCGUCAACGAGUGCAACAAAGGAACCGUGCAAAAUUUCGCCGGCAACGUAUGCACCAAACUUGCCAACUUAAUUGGCUAA
Lingula anatina is the source of this 459-nucleotide messenger RNA. RefSeq lists its product as uncharacterized. NCBI's taxonomy places the organism in Eukaryota, Metazoa, Brachiopoda, Lingulata, Lingulida, Lingulidae. The record is from RefSeq and is a predicted model, not a curated record.